AUGAAUGACGAACUCUCAGCUGCUGUAGGCUACAGCCUUGUCGGAGAAACAACGACGGAAGGCGUGUACUGUGAUCUGAUGGACGAUUUCAACCCGUUGUGCAUACAGGACACCGUGUUUGACGACAAUUUCGACGCCGAGGCGACCAGCACAUUUUCAGCAGCAGAUCCCUUGGACGCCAGGGACUGCGUUGCCGGAGCACCUGUCGAAGAUGGGACCGAGAUGGACUUUAGUGACCCACUGGGUUCGGAGAACCAUGACAGAAGCCUGUACGAAGUGAAUGCAGAAGAAACCUGCCAAGCGACCGGCGGCGUGUCCGUGAAUGGCAAUGGCGGUGGUCGGCGCGAGCGGCGCAAGCAGCGGCGCUACCGGACGACGUUCAGCAGCUUCCAGCUCGAGGAGCUCGAGAAAGCAUUCCAACAGAGCCGCUAUCCUGACGUGUUCGCCAGGGAGGACCUGGCUGCCAAGAUACAGCUGACCGAAGCGAGGGUACAGGUGUGGUUCCAGAACCGGCGGGCCAAGUUCCGCAAGCAGGAGCGCCACGACGCCAAGCGGCUGUCUUCGCUGCUAGCUGAAGCCAGCAUCCUGGCCAGCGAGGGCAAUGUCGAGUCGGCAGUCGCCGUGGACGGGCUCGCCGGCAUAAGCAUAGACGUCCUCAAAGGUCUCCUCAGCGGCUUCUCCGGCGACUCCUUGGCGGAUCCAACUCAAGUAGGCGUCGUUGAGCCACUCAUGGAAGGCUUCGGUAACGGAAGUGUCAGCGGCAACUGCGACAUCAGCACCGCCGUGUUAGCCACAGACGGCGCCGCCACCGCCGCAGGAUUCAGUGCCGGCGACUUCGAGCUGCACCCACAACCGGCGCACUCGACGCAAGCCACAGAAACGCAAAGCCACACAGGCAACACGUCUCGUGCCGUCGCGCCAGACGGCGACUUGCUGCAGAUCGCGUUCGGCUCAGCCGUGGAAGACUUGACGCCGCCCUCUUCUCUGGUCGACUGCGGUGACAGUGCGCUCAGCGAUUCCGUACAGAGCAUGUUCGUCGAGAUGUGCUUCCCCAGUGGCAUGCACGAGGGUGAACUGUGAGCGUGAAGCGCCCGAAUCGGUCUUGAGAUUGUAUGUUCGCGGUGUUUUGACGGUCUCAAGGAAAAAGUGUUGCUCCUAGGGCACCGAACUGUAUCGCUGUUGAACGCUGUGCUCAGGACACUAUUGGUCACAGGGUGUUACGUUUCUGGCGUUGAGAUCGUACCUUUCAGUUUCGCCUGUGGUUCGUACAGAUACGCACAGCAGGCGGAAUGCAGCCCGAUGCCACAGACAGGCUGCACUUUUGUUUAAGCUGAUACUGUUGGAGCAGACUUUGUACUACCAUGCCUGGGCAUCGAAAGCGCUUGGUCCAUGUAAGUGGAGGCAAGGGUGCAGCCUAAGGUUACUUGCGCGCCGCAUCAGUGCCCGGCCACAAUGUUUGCAGGGUAACUUACUCUGCAGAAUGAAAGGUGCCAACUGCUUAUCCCGCCCAUACAUCCAAUUCCACUGAUGCUGUGAUGCCGGUGGCGCUUCGCGACAGAUCCCACUCACGCGAUGCCUGUCGAUGUAUGCGACAUGACCGACUUGAGUUCAGAUUAGAGGUGCUAUAAAGUAAAGCUAUUCCAAAUUUUAUAUUCCAUAUCUGCAAUCAGCCCUCCACGAUUGGUCAAAUCUUUCGCCCACCCCGACUUCGCUUAAUUGUCUGUCACGCGACGCCAGGAGAGCCGCCAAAGUACUUCAUCUGGUAUGACUUAUGCACUCUAACGAAAAGAAAAAUUUUCCUUUCCGAUUCUACACCUUCUUUCACCAUCAGUCCGCCGCAAUUGGUUAAAUGUUUUUGGGCUGCGCCCACUUCCUCUGUUUGUCACGUGACGUCAGAUAACUGCGAAAAUCACUGCGUCAAAGUCACGUGUACGCAGUGAAGUUGCAGUAAUAUACCGAACAAAACUGAAUUUUUUUUCGGUAUAGCCGGAGGCUGCCUCGUUCCGAAAUGAAUAGAAGAUGGCUGCCCGCUUAUCGCUCUGGCACUGGCUACUCGGAACUGCCAGGGGGAUUUAUUUGCCUGUGAUAAAAUUUGAUUGCGUGGCAGUAUAACGUUGUCUAGCC
Messenger RNA from Dermacentor albipictus, 2124 nucleotides. RefSeq lists its product as uncharacterized. The record is from RefSeq and is a predicted model, not a curated record. Gene Ontology annotation, biological process: regulation of transcription by RNA polymerase II. Lineage: Eukaryota; Metazoa; Arthropoda; Arachnida; Ixodida; Ixodidae. Gene Ontology annotation, molecular function: RNA polymerase II transcription regulatory region sequence-specific DNA binding; DNA-binding transcription factor activity, RNA polymerase II-specific.